Molecule: messenger RNA, 1261 nt
Organism: Seriola dumerili (greater amberjack)
Lineage: Eukaryota; Metazoa; Chordata; Actinopteri; Carangiformes; Carangidae
Gene: pitx2
Product: paired like homeodomain 2
Exons: 3
Coding region: 40-981 (313 amino acids)
Biological process (GO): anatomical structure morphogenesis; regulation of transcription by RNA polymerase II
Cellular component (GO): nucleus
Molecular function (GO): DNA-binding transcription factor activity, RNA polymerase II-specific; RNA polymerase II cis-regulatory region sequence-specific DNA binding
Source: RefSeq, a predicted model, not a curated record
UAAUCUGCUUUUGACAGCCAGUUGUGCGAUCUUUUACCCAUGAACUCUAUGAGGGAUCCAUUAAACACAGACCAUCACCACCUAACAGGGAAUAAACUUGCCUCCACUCACUACACGGCUCUGGCGAUGGCCUCUAGUUUACAGCCGCUGCAGCGGUCUGUGGACUCUAAACACCGGCUAGAAGUGCACACGGUGUCGGACACGUCCAGUCCGGAGUCAGUCGAAAAAGAAAAGAUCCAAAAUAAAAACGACGACUCCUCAGAUGACCCCUCUAAAAAGAAGCGGCAGCGGCGGCAGAGGACUCACUUCACCAGCCAACAGCUGCAGGAACUGGAGGCCACUUUCCAGCGGAAUCGCUACCCGGACAUGAGCACAAGGGAGGAGAUAGCCGUGUGGACCAACCUCACAGAGGCCCGGGUCAGGGUUUGGUUCAAGAACCGGCGAGCCAAGUGGAGGAAACGGGAAAGAAACCAACAAGCGGAGCUUUGCAAAAACGGCUUCGGUCCGCAGUUCAAUGGACUCAUGCAGCCCUACGACGACAUGUACCCCAGCUACACGUACAACAACUGGGCGGCCAAGGGCCUCACGUCGGCCUCCUUAUCUACCAAAAGCUUCCCCUUCUUCAACUCCAUGAAUGUCAACCCUUUGUCCUCGCAGACCAUGUUCUCGCCGCCCAACUCCAUAUCCUCCAUGACUUCCAGCAUGGUGCCAUCGGCGGUCACAGGCGUGCCGGGCUCCAGUCUCAACAGCCUCAAUAACUUGAACAACCUCAGCAACCCGUCUCUCAACUCGGGGGUGCCCACGCCGGCGUGCCCCUACGCGCCUCCGACCCCUCCUUAUGUGUACAGGGACACUUGUAACUCCAGCCUGGCCAGCCUGAGACUGAAAGCCAAGCAGCACUCGAGUUUUGGAUACGCCAGUGUGCAGAAUCCGGCGACUAAUCUGAGCGCUUGCCAAUACGCCGUGGACAGACCAGUCUAAUACCUACCUGCACUGCAAAAAAUAACCACCCUAACAAGUCAUUAGAGGCUGGUAGUGACGCUUUAAGUGUUAUUUUUCUCGCAAAAGGGGGGUAAGGAAAUCUGGCGAGGGGAUCAUUUUACCUUUUUUUUCAUGUGUUUAGGGAAAUUUCUUGAUCAACUGGCAUUUUCUUGGUACUAGCUGGAAUAUAUUCUGGCUUUUUCAUCAAGAUUCUGCCAUUGAACAUUCCCCCAAACGUUCAAGAAAAAAAAAAAACCUGUGAGAUUAUCCCCAUCGCGCC